AUGAGAUCUAUCCUCAAAAUUUACUCUCAUCUUAUUGUGGGACAGAAGUUAAAUGUGGUUAAUGGUUAUCCAAGCAAGCCAAUAGGAUUAUACAGUAAGCAGUCUAUCAUAUUCGGAUCAGACUCAAAUGCUGAGGACCUGGAAGGAUAUGCAGGUGCUGGGUUUUAUGACAGUGUUUGGAAGACUAGAGAAUCCUAG
Messenger RNA from Prunus armeniaca (apricot), 198 nucleotides. Lineage: Eukaryota; Viridiplantae; Streptophyta; Magnoliopsida; Rosales; Rosaceae. The record is from the annotation of a GenBank genome assembly.